GCUUCCCUCCACAGGGCGCCCGCCGCGGCUUAGGCCUGAGCUAGCGCUGACGGUGGGCGGGCGCGUGCAGCUGCUGUCUGAGCGCCGGCGGGGCUGGUGGGUCCCGCACCCUUGCUGCCCCUCCCCGCCCGCGCCUUCGGACAUGGUGGCCCCCGGUUCUGUGACCAGCCGGCUGGGCUCGGUGUUCCCCUUCCUGCUGGUCCUGGUGGACCUGCAGUACGAAGGUGCUGAAUGUGGGGUAAAUGCAGAUGUUGAGAAACAUCUUGAAUUGGGCAAGAAAUUACUUGCGGCUGGACAGCUAGCUGAUGCUUUAUCUCAGUUUCAUGCUGCAGUAGAUGCUGACCCCUAUAAUUAUAUUGCUUACUAUCGGAGAGCUACUGUCUUUUUAGCUAUGGGCAAAUCAAAAGCAGCACUUCCUGAUUUAACUAAAGUGAUUGAAUUGAAGAUGGAUUUCACUGCAGCAAGAUUACAGAGAGGUCACUUACUACUCAAACAAGGAAAACUUGAUGAAGCAGAAGAUGAUUUUAAAAAAGUGCUUAAAUCUAAUCCUAGUGAAAAUGAAGAAAAGGAAGCUCAGUCUCAACUUAUAAAAUCUGAUGAAAUGCAGCGUUUGCGUUCGCAAGCACUUGAUGCUUUUGAGAGCUCGGAUUAUACUGCUUCUAUAACCUUCCUUGAUAAGAUUUUAGAGGUUUGUGUUUGGGAUGCAGAACUACGGGAACUUCGAGCUGAAUGUUUUAUAAAAGAAGGGGAGCCUAGGAAAGCAAUAAGUGACUUAAAAGCUGCAUCAAAAUUGAAGAAUGACAAUACUGAGGCUUUUUAUAAAAUCAGUACACUGUACUAUCAACUAGGAGACCAUGAACUGUCCCUCAGUGAAGUUCGUGAAUGUCUUAAACUUGACCAGGAUCAUAAAAGGUGUUUUGUACACUAUAAACAAGUAAAGAAACUUAACAAGCUGAUUGAGUCAGCUGAAGCGCUCAUCAGAGAUGGCAGAUACACAGAUGCAACCAGCAAAUAUGAGUCUGUUAUGGAAACAGAGCCAAGAGUUUCUGAAUAUACAAUUCGUUCAAAAGAAAGGAUUUGCCACUGCUUUUCUAAGGAUGAGAAGCCUGUUGAAGCUAUUCGAGUGUGUUCUGAAGUUUUACAGGUGGAACCUGACAAUGUGAAUGCUCUGAAAGAUCGAGCAGAGGCCUAUCUAAUAGAAGAAAUGUAUGAUGAAGCUAUUCAGGAUUAUGAAACUGCUCAAGAACACAAUGAAAAUGAUCAGCAGAUUCGGGAAGGUCUAGAGAAAGCACAAAGACUAUUGAAACAGUCGCAGAAACGGGAUUAUUAUAAAAUCUUGGGAGUAAAAAGAAAUGCCAAAAAGCAAGAAAUCAUUAAAGCAUACCGAAAACUGGCACUGCAAUGGCACCCAGACAACUUCCAGAAUGAAGAAGAAAAGAAAAAAGCUGAGAAAAAGUUUAUUGACAUAGCAGCUGCUAAAGAAGUCCUCUCUGACCCAGAGAUGAGGAAGAAGUUUGAUGACGGAGAAGACCCCCUGGACGCCGAGAGCCAGCAAGGAGGCGGCGGCAGCCCUUUCCACAGGAGCUGGAACUCGUGGCAGGGGUUCAACCCCUUCAGCUCAGGCGGACCUUUUAGAUUUAAAUUCCACUUCAAUUAAACCAGCUGUUUUUCUGCUCUUCUUCCUUAAUAUUUUUAAAGAUUAAAAACAAAGAAACCUUUUUCCAGGAUCCUAAUGAAAAAAAAAUUCAAAUAUUUCAGUUUGUCCAUGACCAAAGAGUUGUUUUAAUAAGAAAAAUCCAUUCUUAUCCAUUUUAGAUUUGAGGUUGAUGGGUCGGCGGGGACAGGAGAUGGCAGGGAAUGUGCUGUUUCUGACAGACCAGCUGCGUCUGUGUUCGAAGUGUCUGGGAGAAGUGCGCUGAGGCAGGCUCACCUGCGAAGUUUUUCUACACUGAAGCCUGUAGAAAUUACUCUUUUCUUCACGAGAAUGGGUGUGUUUCAGUAUUCUUAAAGAGAAUAUGAUUUUGAGCUGUAUGUUCUUAGGGACAACUUUGCUUAGAUUUUGGUCAGGCCAGUCGCUUGCAAAUAUCUAUUAAAUGACAGAUCUUCCUUUAAUCCAUAUGCAUCUCCAACUCUCAGCAUGAAUAUGGCUACCACUGAAGAAGGGAUAGAGCCCAUCUUUUAGAAAACCUGCUACCAACUGGUAGUUGAUGUUAAGCAUAUAUUCUGUUUUGUUCAGUACCUGCAAGAGAAUACUGAAAACCACUGAAAUAGAAUUAAUUGAAAAAACCUAUGGGCCUUUUUAUUCAAUAUGAAACAAAUAUAAGUAAAAUAGGUUCAGAUAAUAUAGCAGUGGUACUAUUACGAUACUACUGCUGAAGUGCACAAUGAGGUACUUUAACAACUGAGUUGUUUGUUAGACUCUCCUGUAAUAGGACUGGCAUAGAAAUGUGAAGGUACUCAGUGAAUACAAAUAAUGCCAUGUUUCCCACUUUUAAUAAAUACAGUGAGGGAGCUUCUUUUAUGUCUGGUUACCCUCUUGGACUGAAAUGACUCCCACAUGAGACCUGUUUAAGGUGGACGUUAAUUAGCAGACCUGCCCCUUUGCCAGAACUUGAUGCCUCUAGACUUAGGCCUGCAUAGGAAAUAAUACAAGUUUACAAAUCUUCCCAGGUGUGGCUGUAUUUUCACUAUCAAGAUGGCAUCUCUCCUAGCGAUACGUUGUUCUUAACUUUUAAGAAAUGAACUAUUCAAUUUUUGUAUACUAAUUUCCCCCCCAAAAGUGUUACCUUAAUCAAGAACAUUAAAUAUUUAUGGAACUAUUGAUGCUACAUUUAAAAUCUUGAGAAUUACUUUAGAUAAGAAUUGCUGCCUUUAUUCUGGAAAGGUUUUUGUUUUCGCCUCAGAGCAUUUUGAAGCAUUUUAAGCAGCAUAGGUCUAAUACAUUAUUCUUAGGAAAUCAAGUGUUUUAAUUUUAGUUGUGGGAGGCAUCCUGACCACGAAUGUCCACAACAGCGAAGCACAGAUCAUUUUCUUCUACAGCAGUCCUGAGACAUGUGGAGGAAAUGUUUUUAAGAGACAAAAGUCACAUAGGUGAGUUGAGCAAAUCACAUAAGUGCUUUUUGCAUCUAUUUAGAAGUGUUUCUCACCAAUAAACUUAACGCCUUUUGAAAACUAGUGAGCACCUUGCAGCUUUCAUUUUGUUUUAGUGUCUCAAAAUUCAAGCCAGUGUGAAAAUGAUUUCCAAGGGAAAUUCACUUUUAUUCUUUAAUCUUAGUAUAAUCUCAUUACCUCAUUAGUUAUGUCAGCAAUGUUUUUCAAUGUUUUUUUUUUCAUAUGUCACUAACUUCUUUGAAAUCAAUGGCCUCUCCUACUUUCAAAAGCAAUUUUCACACACAGUCAGAACAAAGGAGGUAUCAAGUCACUUGCCCUUACAUUCAGAGAAGAGGAUGAGAAAUGACAAGAAGCCAGAGGGAGUCAGGAUGGUUGAGGGCUGCGCCACAUGGGAGAUGCGUCCUGGGUACUUGUUAACCUUGCUGCCUGCCUACCUGCUGCCCGGAGGGUUGUUUGCGCUACUUUUUGUCCACUUGUAAUCACCGUAAUUCCUGUUCUUAAAGGCCUACCGUGGAUUUAACUUAGUCACUGUAACUGAAAUGUGGAGAAUUGCUUGUUUUCAGUGAAGAGAAGGGAAGCUAUGGUGCCAAGUGCCAACACCGCUGAGAAAAAGGAAUUCUCUGGAACCUGUUGUUUUGCUGAUUAAUGAAGAAAAUAUUGACCGGCAUCAGCUGUCUUCUGGUAUCCACAUGAAUGGAAAGGCAGUCACUCUAUGCUUUCCCAGAACAGUGAUUGAGAAAAACCCUCGGUGUGUGAAUGGAUGAAUGGUUGUUCCUUAUGUAGUGGAAAGCAUAUAACUGAGAAAGCAUCUGACUUAUUUCUGGGCUGCUUCCACUCAGCACUCUCCAGUCUGUUUGGGGGUACUGCAGGCACCCAGUAAUCUUUGCGUCUUUUUCUGGAAAGGUAAAAUCAGAGGGUACCCAGUCCUAGCUGCAGUAUGUUCCCUUCUUCAGCUCCUCCCUUCCUCUGGUGAGCUCCAGAAGUGAAAUACUGCUGGGCUGUGCAUUGUGGAUAUUUUCUACAGCAGCAAGUAUUAAACACAUCAGCCUAUAAAUGUGAAGAAGUUCUAAAAAGAGAGAAUACAUCAAUCUGUUGCUCACUUCUGAAAGUUUGUGCUUUCUUACCAUGGGUAAAUGAAAACUUGAAACAACUUCAAUAGUUUACUAAUGUGAAUUGGAUAUAACAAUGUCAAUUUUACGAUAUCUUUAUCUUUAGUCAGUAUUAAAAAUUUAUUUAAAUAUCAGUAUGAAAACAAAUUUUGGGGACUCUCAUUAUGUAUGGAAUAUAAAACUUGUUUUUGUAAGCGAAAAAUACUGAUAACAGGAAAAAAAGGUAAUAGAAUCACCAUUUGAAAUUGGCAACAUUUUCUAUUCAUGGUAGAAAAUGAGACAUUUGACCUUUAAAGGCAGGAAAUAGGUCAGAAAUUGUAUGUGACAUUUACCAUGAAAAAAAAAUGCACGAGAUGCUUAGGUUAAAAAUAGUUCCUCAGUCAGUUUUGUGGCAGAGCCGACUGCCUUAAGGGCAAAGGGCACUGGCGAUGCGCCCUGCAGGAAGCUUUCACUGAGCACACAUCAGCGAUGUGACCUAGAGGAAUUCACGCACAUUUGCUGAAAGUAGUUGACUUUUCCGUAUUUCCAAAGGAAGGCAGAUGCUAAUUUGGUAGCAAAUCAUAUUUUUCUUUAUUCUAAACCAGAUCAUUCCUUUUUGUUCAUAGCAGAGUUUGUUCUGUAAAUUGCAAAUGAUGUUAAUAUGUGGGGAUGAUUUUUUUUUUAAUGGGUGAUCUCAUUUGCUGAAUGAUUCAAGAGUAAAAUUAGCCACUGCGUGGCUCUGUGUAUAGUAACAGGUUUUGUUGCACUUGUCUGUGUCAAACCUCUUGCCUGCAGUGGAAAGCAGAGUGCGGAGGAGGUAAAAAAUUGGAGAUGUUUGAGAAGUUAAAUUAUUACUCCUGCUGUAAAACUAGAGUUGGUUUUGAAUGAGACAAGACUAAGUAAGUUAAUCCAUCUCAAUUUAGUGUUUUAAUUAAAAAAGAAACAGAUAAUUAACUGAAAUGGGUCUCAGAUAUGUUCUACAAAUAUGGGUACUAUUUUUAUGCCCUUGUAUUUUCACAUUUAAUAAAAAUAUUUAUGGU
Messenger RNA from Manis javanica (Malayan pangolin), 5239 nucleotides. It is a transcript of the gene DNAJC3, whose product is annotated as DnaJ heat shock protein family (Hsp40) member C3. The record is from RefSeq and is a predicted model, not a curated record. Gene Ontology annotation, molecular function: protein-folding chaperone binding; misfolded protein binding. Gene Ontology annotation, cellular component: endoplasmic reticulum. Gene Ontology annotation, biological process: protein folding in endoplasmic reticulum. NCBI's taxonomy places the organism in Eukaryota, Metazoa, Chordata, Mammalia, Pholidota, Manidae.